Molecule: messenger RNA, 1874 nt
Organism: Spirodela intermedia
Lineage: Eukaryota; Viridiplantae; Streptophyta; Magnoliopsida; Alismatales; Araceae
Source: the annotation of a GenBank genome assembly
AUGCUCUUCCGGGCGCUGGUGGGGGGAUCGCUGAGGGGGAGCCGCUGUGGGUGCGCAGAGCAAUGGCGGAACCUCCCGUGGAUCCGCGAGUUCUCCUCGUCGGGGCAGUACUCGCCAUCUUCCGCCGCGCAUCUUCCGCCGUUCUCCUCGUCUUCUUCGUCGUCGCCUCCUCCGCCGCCUGCCGCGGGGGCCGCCCCUGUUCUAGCCGAUGGCGGCGGUGGCAGCGAGGUCGGCGGUGUGGUGGCCCCCGGCCGCGAAGAGGGCGACAAUCUGUCCUUCCCGGAGGCGAAGAAGCUGCUGCGUCUGGUGAACGUGGAGGCUCUGAAGAGGAAGCUGGGGAUGGAGGGGGAGGAGGUGAUCGGCUACUCGGAGCUCUUGGACGCCUGCUUGGCGAUGGGGGUGGCCAAGUCCGGCGAGGAAGCGGUGGCCUUCACGAGGGUCCUUGACGACGCCGGCGUGAUCCUGCUGUUCAGAGACAAGGUCUAUCUUCAUCCAGACAAGGUGAUUAUUCCUAGAUUCCUCUCUUAGUACUUUUUCUCAUCUUAUUCUAGCCCACCCCCGCCCCCACACCCCACCCCCCGAAAACACUGCUGCGGAAUACUAACAGAUACGAAUCUAGAUUUUCGGUCAUUUUUCCCAACCUUGGUCUGAAUAUGAUUAUUUUACAGCCAAUCUAUCUUAAAACAUAAUAUUAAUUUUAGGAUGAAACAGAUAAUGUGUUCUCCUGCGAAUGAGAGAUCAGGAGACUGUUCCCUCCCCCCACCCCGCCUUCUGGAUUCUUCUGGGUUCUUGGUCAUCGGAGCUCGCCAAUGCUGGUGGGAGUCGUUUAUGGAUAAUCCUUUAAAUCCCCAAAUACGCCAAACCCAUGAUCCGAUUUCCAAGGUUUUCCGUUGACAUAAUGGGUUUUGGUCAAAACUGCGUUCUUCAUCUUCCCACCAUAGUUUUGAUCUUAGGAAGGACUCGAGAGAUCAUCUGGGCUCCUGUAAUCGUCUUGAAGGAAACCGCAUUAGAGCGGCAUUGCUUGGGAUCUCAUACCGUCACGAGAUCUUCCUCCCUUUUUUGCUGUAUUUCUUCCGUCAUGGUGCUGGAGUUCUCCCUCUUCGGGUAGCAAUCUGUUUCUGAAGGAUGUCCCAUUCUUCCCUGGUUUGCUCGUCUGACUUUCCUUCAAGAAGAUGAUGAAUGGUCAAGGACCCCUGAAACUAUUAGGAGAAAGUCAGCGGUUUGAAAAAUAUCGAUCAAUGAAAAAGUAGUCUCAGAGCCUUCUGGAUUUUGCUGGAUAUUCGUCAUAGACCAUUCUGAAGCUCGGAGAGCUUCCCCAUUUAGAAUCGUUCUUGCUUCCAAGAUCCUUCCUUUCUUAUUUCUUCUUUAAUGCUCCUUCUGCUCUUGUCUCUUGAAAUCGUUUUCAGGUGGUGGAGCUGAUGAAGAAGGCCGUCCCGCUGGCGUUGACCCCGGAGGACGAUCCCCGUCGGGAGGAGCUCCGAGAGCUCUUGAAGAGAAAGGAGGAGAUCGACUUCCUGGCCCACCGCCAGGUUCGGGGGAUCCUCUGGUCUGGUCUGGGGUUCUUCGUGGUGCAGGUGGGCCUCUUCUUCCGGUUGACUUUCUGGGAGUUCUCGUGGGACGUCAUGGAACCCAUCGCCUUCUUCACGACGACCACCGGGCUCCUGGUCGGAUACGCUUACUUCCUCUUCACCUCAAGGGACCCGACCUACCAGGACUUGAUGAAGAGGCUCUUCCUCUCGAGGCAGAAGAAGCUCUUCGUGAAGCACAACUUCGACGCUGCUCGCUUCUCCGAGUUGCAGAAGCAGUGCAGGUCCCCCCUGGAUGAUAGCAGGCCCCAGUGGAAGCCUUCCGAAACUCUCAAGACCCUCUUCUGA